GUUUGCGGCGAAAAAGUACACAAACAAAACAACAAACGAAAUUUGGUUUGAUUUCUACGCGCUGUGCAGUCGAGCGCCCGAUUUCAGUAAAUUUGUUGCGAUUGUGCAUGGUAACGUGCGGGAGACGGUGUCAAUUGUGUGCGGAAUCUAUUGAGUGUCGAUUACGCGAGAUUCGGGAGAAGUAAAGUCACGGUUGAAAGUUCAAGCGUUUGAGAUCGGCUCGCGGCAAGGUCGAUCUGAAAAGCGGUGAAAUCGCGUCUACAGCUGGGAUUUUCUCUUGAGUGCAGGUGCAUUGCGACAGGAAACACCGCAGGAACAGCAGCAACAUGACAAGCGUAGAUCAGAAAAAAAUGUUCAACAAACUCAAGCACGACCUCGAAAGUUGGCGUGAAGUCAUUUUGCACACAAAUUCCCUACUCAAAUGGGAUAAGAAAUUCUAUCCAGGCAUCAUUUUUGCUGUCAUCUCGAUUUUCUACUUGCUGCUUUGGUAUCUGGAUCUUUCCACGCUUACAUUGAUAUCGUUAAGUCUCCUAGUUGUAACAAUCAUCGAUUAUGUUUUCCCGCUCGUGUCGCGAAUCGUUUUCAAAACAGAAAACUGGACGGGAACACAAGAGAACAAAUUCGAGGAAAUCUGCCAAGAGCUGUGCGCAACGAAGAUAAAAUUAUGUUCGUUUUAUAAUUACAUAUUUACUGCCAAAGAAGAAAAGUCAACAAUGUUCCUCAUCAGUGUGUCAUUAAUUCUCGUUCUGCUCGCUUGGAUCGGAUCAGUCAUCGACAACUUGUUCUUAUGUUUCAUAACGACAUUAUUCGCUGCGUUGUACCCUGGACUGUCGCAUCACGGCUUCAUCGGCACCGUAAAAGGGAAGUUCGGAGCAGUGCUUUCAUCCAAAAUCCAACAAAUAAAAGAAAAGGCAUCAAAAACUGAAUAAGUUAAAGUAGAAACAGAUUAAUGUUGCUCCGACCUCGGGGAUUUUAUUAGUAUAAUCUACACUUAUAUAAUUAUUAUAUUCAUCAGGAAAUAUCCAUACACAUAGAAACACAAGUAAACGCUAUCUGCAUCACCACUGCAAAGAAAAUGUUUCCAAUAAGGGAGAAUUGUUUUGCCCACAAUUAGACGCAUAGAUUAGAAGUUGUGCGAUCAAAACUGUCCAAAAAACUAUUCCUGGCACAGAUUCAAAAACAGGAAUGUAUUCAUACAUACACACUUUUGCACUAAAUUGACUUUUAAGUGGUCUUGCGUUGAUAGAAAUAACCAAAAACUACCGAGACAAAUCGGUCAUUGGCUGUAGGGAAUAUCAUUUGCUUGCGAUUUGAUGGAGCCAGUUUGAGAGAGCUUUGCACCAUUUUGCUCCUUAGUCAUGACUCGAUAAAUAAAACGAUUUGCAUUCCGAUUAGGAAGCAACAACAGAUCGUCGUACCGCUCCAAUGAAUCAAACCAGCAAAUGAGUAUAAAUCAAAGUAAUAUCUUGUCAUAACUCUAUUUCCAUUGUUUCCUGCUUAUAGUUUUAAGUUUCUUUCGUGUAAAUGUACGGUUAGGUGUCAUAUUUGUUUUACUGUGUUAUUUGUCUGUAGCCAUACAGUUAAAUUAUAGCCGAGUAUUGUCUUGAUGGGAAAAGUCCGGCUUCACAUUGAGUUUCGGUCAAAUGAUUCUUUUUGGAAAUUACAUUUUAGGGGAAUGCUCUUCCACUACUGGGAUCAUCAUUUUAACCAUAAUUUACGCUUACAUUUUCUUCUCAUGGCCAAACCAUUGAAUAGUAUUUCCAUCUCAUCACAUUUCGCAAAAUAUUUUUUAAGGUAGCUUCUUGUAAUUCAUUCAGCUUUGGUUUAUUACAUCCUCGAACCAACAAAAGGAACAAAACGAAUAAAACUAGCUCUUAAUGCGAAUUUAUAAAUGAAAUAAAUGUGAGGAUGAGAAAACAUGAAGUGCAUGUACAUUUGAAGUAGAACCCAUAAGAGAACUUUGAUCAUCACAUGUAAUUUUUAAGCUUUUUGUGAUUACCAAAACUACUGAAAUAAAAUGAAAAAGUUGAAUAAGUA
Messenger RNA from Hermetia illucens (black soldier fly), 2037 nucleotides. It is a transcript of the gene Arl6IP1, whose product is annotated as ADP-ribosylation factor-like protein 6-interacting protein 1. The transcript has 3 exons. The record is from RefSeq and is a predicted model, not a curated record. Lineage: Eukaryota; Metazoa; Arthropoda; Insecta; Diptera; Stratiomyidae. The coding region runs from base 327 to 929 and encodes 200 amino acids.